GGCCGAGGACCCCGCUCCCCGCUCACGUCAGCCCCUCCUCACCAGCACCCCGGCCUCGGCCCGCACCCCUGGGUCCCUUAGCCGAAGCAGGCGCUCCCCGGACCCAGGCCCCACCCAGCACGGUGCCAUCCGGACCCCCUUCCCAGGGGUGCAGAAGCGAGCAGAGGGGGAAGCUUCUCACCCACCCCCCCGGCCCCUCCACUCCAUCUCUGCGUCCCGGGGUGCUUAGGCCCCUAGGAGCUAGCGUCUGCCCAGAGCUUCCUGUCUGGCGAAACCCUCUACCGCACCGAGGCGACGCGGGCUGAUUUCCAGGUGGGCCGCAUUGCGAGGCCUGUGAGCGAUCUUGCAAAUAUCCAGGGUCCCCACGCCAACAGCAGCCCCCUGGCUCCUGGCAGCGUGUCGGAAAACCUCUCUCCUAACGGGGAGACAGCUAGAACGGGGUGAGAGAGACGGCCGUGCAGCGCAGCGGCCCACCGGGGCUCAGGGCCGGCCUGGUGGGUGACCCGCCCUGUGGGUGCACCGUCUGGGCAGGGGGCACGGUAGGGCCAGCCAGGGCCACUCAGAGCCGGUGGCCCCUGGGGAAGGAGCUGGGUGGAGGGGAUGGCGGCACCGUCCCACCCCCCCUGUGGCACAGCGCUCACCGGGAAGAUGGAGGAUGCGGGGGCCGACUUCAACCUGAAGGUGGUGCUGGUCAGUUUCAAGCAGUGUCUCAACGAGAAGGACGAGGUGCUGCUGGACCACUACAUCGCCAGCUGGAAGGGGCUGGUCAGGUUCCUGAACAGCCUGGGCGCCGUCUUCUCCUUCAUCUCCAAGGACGUCGUCUCCAAGCUGCGCAUCAUGGAGCAGCUGCAGGCCAGCCCCCAGCACGAGCACUACGUCAGCCUGCAGUCCAUGAUGGCCUACGAGACGGGGAACCAGCUGGUGGACGUGGACCGCCGCUCCCGCCACCCCGACUCGGGCUGCCGCACGGUGCUGCGCCUGCACCGCGCCCUGCGCUGGCUGCAGCUCUUCCUGGAGGGCCUGCGCACGAGCGCCGAGGACGCCCGCACCUCCGUGCUCUGCACCGACUCCUACAACGCCUCGCUGGCCGCCUACCACCCCUGGAUCGUGCGCCGGGCCGUCACCGUGGCCUUCUGCACCCUGCCCACGCGCAAGGUCUUCCUGGAGGCCAUGAACGUGGGGUCCCCGGAGCAGGCGGUGGAGAUGCUGGGCGAGGCCCUGCCCUUCAUUGAGCGCGUGUACGACGUCUCCCAGAAACUCUACGCCCAGCACUCCCUGCUGAACCUGCCCUAGGGCCUCGAGUCCCACCACAGAGCCUCCGGUGCCUAGACGGGGAGGGCACCACGGCCCCCACAGGCUGGACUUCUGGGAGCCCCAGGCCGCAGCAGAGGAGGCAGGAGGCUUGCCGUCCUGGGGUCCGGGGUGCCCCACCCUGGCCACACGCCCGUGAAACGCUUUGGGGUCACAGGUCCCUGGGGCUGGGGACCCCACCCUUCCUGCGGCCAGCACACCCAUCCCGCCCCCGUCCCAGCUGCAGCAGGGAUGUGGUGUCGGUGCCCGGCUAGCAGCCCCGGAGGCCCGGGUGUCCUUGGCACUGGCUCUCCCGGGAGGUCCUGGGAAGGGGCUUCCGCAGCCCCUGAGCCGCCUCAGGGCCCCGACUCACAGGCACAGCAGGGCUGUCGCCGGGAUUCCUGGCAGCCCCACCAGUCUGCACAGCAUUGUCAGGCCGCCCCGCCCCUGCCCAGCGGGAUGCCACAUUCCUCCGCCCUGCCCGUGGUGCUGCGACCAUAGACGGAGCCGGCCCUGCCUGGCUGACUCUCCGGUGGCCACACCCAGCCCAGCCGUCCCCCUGACUCAGGGCCUGUCCUCUCGCCUCUCACCCCCCUGGCUCUGCAGGGUGGACCCCAGAGAGACCCCUGGGGACACCACCCACAGCGUGGCACAUGUGCGGAACGCAAGCGUCUGGGGCACGCGGGUCUCCUGGAGACUGGUAGUGUGAUGUUUCUCCAGCGUAAAUAAACUGCACUUACAGGA
Messenger RNA from Oryctolagus cuniculus (rabbit), 2034 nucleotides. NCBI's taxonomy places the organism in Eukaryota, Metazoa, Chordata, Mammalia, Lagomorpha, Leporidae. The record is from RefSeq and is a predicted model, not a curated record.